Lottia gigantea (owl limpet) is the source of this 456-nucleotide messenger RNA. RefSeq lists its product as hypothetical. Gene Ontology annotation, molecular function: protein binding. Gene Ontology annotation, cellular component: filamentous actin; microtubule organizing center. Lineage: Eukaryota; Metazoa; Mollusca; Gastropoda; Lottiidae. The transcript has 4 exons. The coding region runs from base 1 to 456 and encodes 151 amino acids. Gene Ontology annotation, biological process: actin cytoskeleton organization. The record is from RefSeq and is a predicted model, not a curated record.
AUGAAUGCAUUCAAACAGAUGGAUAAAUCAGCAAAUCCAGCCGGGGCUAAGGGAGCACCAAAGAUGACACGUAGUCCAAGUGCUAUAAAACAGAUGCUGUUGGAAUGGACUAAAGCCAUGACUAGUGAAUAUGAGAACGUUGAGGUUACCAAUUUCUCUAGUUCCUGGAACAAUGGAAUGGCUUUUUGUGCUUUGAUUCAUCAUUUCUAUCCUGACUCCUUUGAUUUCUCCAAGCUGGAUCCCAAACAACGCCGUGCUAAUUUUAAUCUAGCUUUUGACAAGGCUGAAGAGUUGGCUGAUAUUGCUCCGUUAUUGGACGUCGAAGAUAUGGUGAAGAUGAAAAAUCCUGAUUGGAAAUGUGUCUUUACGUAUGUUCAGAGUUUUUACCGAAAACUUCGAGAUCAUGAACGCAACAAAGCAGCUCCAGCCAAACUCCCUCCUACUGCAGAACAAUGA